Mobula hypostoma (lesser devil ray) is the source of this 8635-nucleotide messenger RNA. RefSeq names its product discoidin domain-containing receptor 2-like. Gene Ontology annotation, biological process: cell surface receptor protein tyrosine kinase signaling pathway; positive regulation of kinase activity; protein phosphorylation. Gene Ontology annotation, molecular function: ATP binding; collagen binding; protein tyrosine kinase collagen receptor activity. NCBI's taxonomy places the organism in Eukaryota, Metazoa, Chordata, Chondrichthyes, Myliobatiformes, Myliobatidae. The transcript has 18 exons. The coding region runs from base 766 to 3591 and encodes 941 amino acids. Gene Ontology annotation, cellular component: signaling receptor complex; plasma membrane. The record is from RefSeq and is a predicted model, not a curated record.
UACGGUUACACGCUAGUGUAGUUGCUAAUUCCCAUUCCAACGUAAGGAAUGCAAGAGAGAGGGGGGGAAAUAACUCCCGUUCCCCGGGUCUACAGGAGAACUCUCUCCGCCCCGGCCCAACACGAAGGCACAAAGAUUGUUCUUCAAGCCCAGCCUGCUCCCCCCCUCCUUGAACACCUGUCUGUUAACCUCUUCUGCGCCGAAAUUCCAGAGAGACUUGUCGCCCGGAGACGAGCCCUGAUCUUGUUUAUGGGCAGACCAGCGUGCCAGAGGUCGCUGCCAGCGCGGAAUUCAUUGUGUUCGGAAUGAACGGAGGUGCUGUUUAUUCAACCGCGUCGCUGCCUGGCUGGUGGGAGGGGGAGCGGAGUAAACUCGCUCUUUUGUGCUAUAGUCGCAGUUUAGCGAAGCCUUUCACCCGUGCCUUUGUCAGUGCACGGAGUUGCUGGUCGCACUAACCGGCUGGCGUUUUAAAAUCACCCACUGCUUCACGCACUCCACAAAAAAAAAUUCAACUGACCGGAUAAUAUCUACCGGGAACCCCCGUGCGACGUUGCCUGCGAGGCGGAGGUUCCUCGACGAGAGAGUCGACCGGGACAUUGUUCAGCGCCUCCUGAGCCACCUUGUUAAUCUACAAUCUGGGAGAGGGUCACCGAGAAAAGCAAUCGGCCCGUGCGCGCAGAUUCAUCCCUUCCGAGACAACUUGCGCCCGAGAUGAAGAAAUGAGGAGCCCCUGAGAAAAUUGACAGUCAGCAGCGCUGGGAGAUCAUGGGGACUGCUGUCGUUCUCCUCGUUCUGCUGCUGGGGCUACUCAGUGAGCAGUCAGCGGCAGAGAUGAAUCUUGAGCAGUGCCGCUUUGCGCUGGGUAUGCAGGAUUCAAUCAUCAGGGAUGAAGACAUCGUGGCGUCCAGCAUGUGGUCAGAGUCCACUGCAGCGAAACACGGCAGGUUGGGGACGGAGAAUGGCGAUGGAGCCUGGUGCCCAGCCAAAUCGGUGUCGCAAAAGCCCAGCGAGUUCCUGCAGGUGGACCUGCGGCGAUUGUACUUCAUCACGCUGGUGGGCACACAGGGCCGCCACUCCAAUGGACACGGCAACGAGUACGCCCGCCUUUACAGCCUUCAAUACAGUCGGAACGGCAAGGACUGGAAGACCUGGAGAGACCGGAGUGGCAUCGAGGUGAUCACGGGCAACUCAAACCCCUACGAUGUGAUCCUGAAGGACCUGGGGCCUCCGAUCAUCGCCCGCUAUGUGCGUUUUUACCCAAUGGCGGACCGCGUGAUGAGUGUGUGCAUGAGGGUGGAGCUCUAUGGCUGCCCCUGGGAAGAUGGCCUGAAGUCGUACAAGGUCCCUAUGGGCCAGGUGAUGAAUGUGUCAGGGCUGCUCCCAGUCAACCUCAAUGACUCCACGUACGAUGGCAGCCGGAUCGGAAGGUUGCACUACGGAGGCCUGGGGCAGCUAACGGACGGGGUCUUGGGGCUAGAUGACUUCACCCAGAGCCAUGAGCUGCGGGUCUGGCCUGGCUACGACUAUGUGGGCUGGCGGAACAGCACGCUGGGCCGUGAUCACGUGCAGAUCGAGUUCUUCUUUGACCAGCUCAGCACGUUCGACUACAUGAAGGUCCAUUGCAACAACAUGUUCACCUACCACGUGAAGGUGUUCCGAAAGGUGGAAUGCUUCUUCAAACAGAGUGUGACUGGCUCCUGGGAUCCGGGUCCUGUCAGCUACACCAUGGUCCAUGACGACAAGAACCCCAGCGCCCGCUUCGUCAAGGUGCCUCUAAACCAACGGGUUGGCCAGGUGGUGCGCUGCAACUUCUACUUCGCUGACGCCUGGAUGAUGUUCAGCGAGGUCACCUUCCGCCUGGGCUCCAAAACCACGACUCCGCUCCACACGGAUCUAAAGCCACGCGGUCCCGCCCCGCCAGAACUGGGAACCGUAAUCCCACCAGCAAGACAGUCCACCGCCAAUCACCGGGUGGAUGCUAUGAUUCCCACCAUCAGUAACCUAGACAUGGAUUCAUCGGUGAACAUAUCCCCGGAUUCUGGCCGCCCCGUCGCCAAGGCCGACCACAGCAACACCUCCAUGCUGAUUGGUUGCCUGGUGGCCAUCAUCCUCCUUCUCCUAAUUGUCAUCUUCAUCAUCCUGUGGCGGCAAUACUGGAAGAAGAUUCUUGGGAAGGCUCAGCGGCGGAUCUCAGACGGUGACUUGACCGUGAGGCUCUCCACUCCCGGCGACACCAUCGUCAUCAACAACACCCAGACCAGCGGGGCCACCAGCCGCCACUCCAACCUGUACGAGCGCAUCAGUUCCGGGGAGCUGGAAUACCAGGAGCCCAGCAGACUGCGGAUGAAACUGCCCGAUCUGCCGCAGGGAGCCGCUGAUGGAGACGCUCUCCUGUUAAACAACCCAGCCUAUCACCUCUUACUCUCUGCAAACCCUCACCCGAUUGGAGGCCCUGGCUGCUCUAAGGACCAGCUUAAGCCAAUCAACACAGAUGCAUGCAAUGGGGAGUACGCGGAGCCUGACCUCACCAAGAUGGCCGUUCAGACGGGCUUCCCCAACAGCGUGCCCCACUACGCCGAGGCUGACAUCAUCAACCUGCAGGGAGUGACCGGAAAUAACACGUAUGCCGUCCCUGCUAUCGCCAUCGACAUGCUGGCUGGAAAGGAGGUCACUGUUGGCGAGUUCCCACGGCAACGCCUUGUCUUCCGGGAGAAGCUGGGGGAGGGCCAGUUUGGGGAGGUUCACCUGUGCGAAGUGCAUAACCCUCAGGAGCUAGAGGACCUAGGAACCCCCCUCAAUGUCCGCAAAGGUCGCCCCCUGAUGGUGGCCGUGAAGAUGCUGCGCUCGGAUGCCACCAAGAAUGCUAGGAAUGAUUUCUUGAAGGAAGUGAAGAUCAUGUCGCGGCUGAAAGACCCCAACAUCAUCCGGCUGCUGGGCGUGUGCGUGAGGGACGACCCGCUCUGCAUGAUCACCGAGUACAUGGAGAAUGGGGAUCUCAACCAGUUCCUCAGCCAGCACGAGCUGGGAGACAAGUUCGCAAUGGCCACCAACGUUCCGAGCAUCAGUUAUCCAAGUCUCGUGCACAUGGCCAGCCAGAUCGCUUCAGGCAUGAAGUACCUGGCUUCAAUGAACUUCGUUCACCGAGAUCUCGCCACGCGGAACUGCCUGGUUGGCGAGAACUACACCAUCAAGAUCGCUGACUUCGGGAUGAGCCGAAACCUGUACGCGGGCGACUACUACCGGAUCCAGGGGCGGGCCGUGCUCCCCAUUCGCUGGAUGGCCUGGGAAAGCAUUCUGCUGGGCAAGUUCACCACCAGUAGCGACGUCUGGGCCUUCGGCGUGACCUUGUGGGAGAUCCUGGUGCUCUGCAAGGAGCAACCCUACUACCACCUCACAGAUGAGCUGGUCAUUGAGAACGCAGGCGAGUUCUUCAGGGAGCAGGGCAAGCAGGUCUACCUCCCCCGCCCAGCCAUCUGCCCGCAAGCCCUCUACAACGUCAUGGUGAGCUGCUGGAGGAGGGAUGCCAAGGACCGGCCAACCUUCCAGCAGAUCCAUCAGUUCCUCACAGAGGAUGCCAUGAACAUGGUGUAGACAGGACUUGGGCCGGGUGAAUCCGGCUGAUGCCAUCUCCGAGACCGAAGGCCAUCGCAUUGAGGAGGGUCUUUCGUGAGCUGCUGCCGCUGUAGGAGCUUCGCCUUAGGGCCUGGGGUUGGAACCUCUGGUAUUCGUAGGUUUACUUUCCUUUCGUCUUGCAGUAGUCACUUGAACAGAACUUGAUUGCCAACCAAUCUUUCUGCACUUGGGCUCUCUGGCACACCUUGCUCCGUGGAAGGGUGGUGGCGCACGGGCUUCACAACAAGUUCCAAUCCCCACCGCUGUCUCAGGACCACACACUGAAUGUUCAGGUGGAACCCGGGAGUCAGAUUCUGCCCCCACCCCCACCCCAGCCUUCCACCCUCCCUCCUCCCCAUGAAUUGCAUGGGAAAAGCCUGUUGAAGGACUGAGAACUGCGAGCCUUUUGGAUUUUUUUAAUUUUUUGGGAAAAACACUGGAAUUUGGAACUUUACUGUGGGUCAAAAGGUCUCUGUGACAUCUCUCCUUGUAGCUCACGGUGCUCCAUCUCAGCUCCCUGCUGCCAGUGGGGAGCGACAUUUUGCGCAUCGUCUCACCACCUCUGUGGUCUUGGCCAGAACAUACUACUGUGAUACAGAAUGCUCGUUUGACUACUAAGGCUUAACCCACUGGAGCAAGAGGAAGAGUGAUUGGGAUGUGUGUGUGUGUCUGUCUCUUUGUGAAGGCAUGUAGGUGUCAUUAAGUGUAUACAAGUCUAUUUGCUUGCCUCUUUGAGAGAGAGCGAGUGUGCGUGGAUGUGUUCCAAAAUAUCAAGUUUCUGGAGGAGCCCAACAGGAACUUGCCUCUUUGUUAGCAUGCGUACAUUCUGACGAUCUGAUGAGUGUGCACAUAUAUUGUGGUUCAUGUGGUUUUGUCAGAAUGUCAAGAAUGUACUCGAGCACAUCUAUGUGAGUUUGCUCACUGGUGAGCCAGCAAGAAAGUGUGCAUGUGUGUAACUGUGUAUUUGUGUGUGUCUACCCAAGUACAUCUGUAAAUGUGUGCAUGUGUAUACAUGUGUACCUGUAAAUGUGCACACAUGUAUGAAUGGGUGUGUGUGUGUGUAUAUAUAUAUAUAUAUAUAUACACACACAUAUGUGUGUAUCUCUAAUAUAUACACACACAUACACAUAUACACACCACGUAUCUGUAAGUGUGUGUGCACGUGUUGACGUAUGCAUAUGUGUAAAUAUGUGAACAUGUAUAUAUUGUGUGUGUGUGUGACAUACAGUAUGUGUAUCUGAAUGUGUACAUGUGUAUAUAAGGUUUGCGCAUGUGUGUAUGUCCACAUAUGUAUAUCUGCGAAUGUGUGAACAUGUGAGUUUGUGUGUGUGUGCGCAUUUCGGAGUGUGAGAGAGUUGCUGUUAAAUGUUUACUCCAAUCACAAAUACAAAAUUAACUGAACACUCCAGCUUCAUCGAGGUGGAGUGAGUGCAAUCCUGGUAUCAGCAGAACUACAGCCACUGAUCCACCCAAAAUGCAAAUGCAUUCUCGACGGGUCACAGAAUUCCUGCAGCAUGGACUUCACUGCCUGGGUCAACACUGGACUACUGCAAACUGACUUGAUCAGCCAGCACCCUCCCCCACCCCCGCACUAAAGUUGGGGUGUCAUUUCUCUGUCACUCUGUCUGUCUCAGUGGUGGGAUCAGCGAUGCUUGAAUUUCUACAUUAAUCCUAACUAAUCACACAGACAUUUUUAGUUGAUUUGACAACAAGUCUCUCAGGCGAUUCUCUGGAAUUCACUGACAAGGCUGACCUUGGGCAAUGAUUUUACUCAUUCUACAUCCUGACUUAGCAUGACGUGAAUUGGGGAAGCUCCUUUUCUGGUUCUACUUGGCUUCCAAAGGGAAGGAAUGUAUGUCCGAUGAACGGGACAGAUUCGGGUUGAAGACUAAUGGGCUGUGUCAACGUGAGGAUUCUGCCUUCAGUCGGAGGAACCCUCCAGGAUAGAGACAAAAUCAGGGGUUUGGAGUCAUCCAACGUGUCUUAACUACUGAAUGUGCAUCUGACUACUCAAUGGACCAGAAGCUGAGAGUCUGAGAGCUUUACUAGGACAUUUGGCAUUGCUCCCCAAUACUUCAGGUGCACCAUGACCUCAAGUUAUUCAUCAAACCAUUGCCUUUCUCCCACACUGCUCAGCCAGUGGGGUGACAAACAAGUCCAACAAUCCCCUCCCAGUCAAUGGAUUUCACAGGCCAUUAUUCAACCCGGUGAAAGAUUUGAUUCACGGAGUUGGCUUUAACCCAACUUUGGGGGGGCUGUUUGUUGAAACCUGGCAGGGGGGGAGGAAAACAUCAGAUUCUGGCUAGACUUGGGCCCUAAGGAGCAGUCCACAAUUCCGGUGAGUUAGCCUAGUUCACCCCAUGCAACAUUGAGAUGGGACAGAGAGUGCAUAGAGACACAGUCAUGUCUGGUUCCACUCUUUCAUUCCCCGUAUAGUAUCCAGUCUGGUCCUGACAUUAGAAUCCGGGGGGGGGGGGGCGGGUGUGGGGGCAGAGUAUGUGAUGUAAAGUGAGAUAGGGUAGGCAAAUGCUUUUGAUUCCCAUUUUUCUUGACGUGAAUGAUGCUGGUCAUCAUUGGGAGUGCAGAGAAGUGCAUCAAUCAGCAACCUUCUAUGCAAUUCAUAAACUACCUUCCACCCACCCUCCACCUCUGCCACCUUCCUCAUCCCCCCCCCACCCCCAUCACAAAUGUAGCGCCGGCGCCCGGCAGCAUUCAUUGCCCAUUCCUAACUGACCCAACACCCAUUGGUCCCUGUAGCAAGUCACCUGGUUAGGAUGGAGAUCACUCUUAGUCACAAUGAAAGCUAUAAUGGGCUUGAGGGGCUGAAUGGCCUUCUCUGGUCAUUGCAGUGGGUCUGGAGCCAUGAAUAGAACUUUGCUAUGAAAGCCCACCAAUACAUGCAGGUAGUCAGUAUGACGCUUCAUUGAUAUCAAGUAAAUGUAGUUUAAAUCCCAUCUCUGCCUCCGUGAGUGAGUAUUGUAACCACAAUAGGCAACUGACCGGACCCACCCCUCGCACCCCUCAUUCAUCUCACCCACCCCACAGUACAGAAAUCCCACAAGCUGGCUUGUAAUACUCUGAAAUAUACAGGGUCUGGAGAUGACUUGAUUGAAGGAGUGUUUUUGGGUGGGGUGGGGGAGUGUGGAUGUUAAAGAGCCAAUGAAAGAUAUUCCUGCUGAUGGAAGUUUGAGGAAAGAGGAGAGAACCUUACUGGAAACCCAGUCCAGGAACUCUCAGAAUGAACAUGAGAUUCUGCUUGCUGGAAAUCCAGAGUAACACGCAUGUGCACACAUGCAGCGUUGGAUGAACUCAGCAGGUCAGGCAUAAUCUAUGGAGAGGAAUAAACAGUGGACGUUUGGGGUGAGGACCUUCAGGACUCUCUUGAACUGAAGGUUGAAAUGUGGGGCUUCAAUCUGGGCACGUUCUAAUUCCACUAAUGGGUUCUGCCCUGGGUAGAUGGGGGCUGGCAGAGCAGGAGGGUGAAAGGGCUUAGGGCUUGGGACAUGGACCAGUCUCCAUCACAUUAAAAGGCUGGGGGGUCUGAGCUUCACCACCGCUACCCUAUAAAGCAUUAAACUGCAAAAAUGUCCGAGCAUAUAAACUGUACCAAUCUAGUCAGAUGAGUUACAAACCAAAGGCAGAAAAUGUCGGCAGAUCUUUCUCAGCCAGUCAAGCAGCACGUGUGGAAAGAGUGCGUAGUUAAUGUUUUGGAUCAGAAAUUCUCAAUGCAAACCAGAGACUCUGUGAGACUCUGACGCAUGGGACAGGCCGAGUUCCUAGACACCACUGUUCUGUUUCGGAUUCCGGUCUGGUUUUAGUUUCAGUCCUGCAAACCCAAAAUGUCCACUGUUUCUUUCCUCCCACAGAUGCUGCUCUGUAUGUUGCUCCAGAUUCCAGCAUCUGCAGUCUCUCAUGUCACCUGAUUAGUUUGCCUGUGUAUGGGUGUGUUAGUAUAGAAUCACCAUCAGGUAUUAUUCUAAAGUGUUGAAGCUGGCAAUAUUCGUUUUAUCUUGCGUACACUGUUCACCACGAAUCUCGCGUAGAUAUGGUGCUGUCAUCUCGUCGUUUAAUGUUUGAACUCUUCCUUUGGAGAAGUGUAUAGUUUCCUACCAGUCCAACUACUGCUCAGGUGGGUACUUUGAACAUCCUGCCUUCAAAUCCAGGAAUAGGGUGGUCAUUUGUUCUUGAACCAUUCAAUGUAUCACAGGUACUGUGGAUGUUUAAGAUUGUAGGUGAGGAGGAAUUGCACUCAGUGGCCGCUUUACUGGGCAUGCUCGUACACCUCAUUAAUGCAAAUAUCUAAUCAGCCAAUCAUGUGGCAGCAACUCAACACAUGAAAGCUUGCAGACGUGGUCAAGAGGUUCAGUUGUUCAGAUCAAACAUCAGAAUAGGGAGGAAAUGUGAUCUAAGUGACUUUGACCAUGGAAUGAUUGUUGAUGCCAGGCUGAGUGAUUUGAGUGUCUCAGAAAUUGCUGAUCUCUUGGAAAUUGUAAGCACACCGUCUCUGGGGUUUACAGAGAAUGGUGCGAAAAACAAAAAAUACAUCCAGUGAGUGUUUUUUCUAAGGAUGGAAACACCUUGUCAAUGAGAGAGAUCAGAGGAGAAUGGUCUGACUGGUUCAAGCUGACAGAAAGGGGACAGUAACUCAAAUGACCAUGUGUUGCAACAGUGGUGUGCAGAAGAACAUCUCUAUACGCACAACACGUCGAAACUUGAAGUGUAUUGGCUACACUGGGCCCCACUGCUGUACCUAAUAAAGUGGCCACUGGGUGUAUAUGUGUAGUAUAAAUUUAUUGAUGUAUACGGUGAAAUAUUAAUGGGUAUUUUUUUUUCUAAUCCUUUUGUGUCAUGGUGGAAUCAAGUUGUCCUGAAUUCUGUGGGGGCUGUGUGUAAAUAUUUUACAAAGAGAUUUUUACACUAAUAUAUAUGAAAUCACUUUAACGCUUCUCGGUAGACCUUGUUCUUGCUUGCAUUGCUGUAGAUGUUUGUAAUAAAGUGUCAUUUGAGUGUUUAAUGCGUGCGU